This is a messenger RNA of Blepharisma stoltei, 714 nucleotides long. Lineage: Eukaryota; Ciliophora; Heterotrichea; Heterotrichida; Blepharismidae. The record is from the annotation of a GenBank genome assembly.
AUGCUUCUUCACAAAAUCAAAGAAGGCUGACUGGCUUUGAAUCCCAGAUAUAAGCCGUAUUUUCUCAAGUCCUUGUCAGCUACUGAAAGAAUUGCUCUUAUAGCCAAGCAAAAUCCAGGCCCAGAGCCUUUAAGCCUUAUGUCAAGAAUCAUUUUCAAAAGGAGAGAAAUGAUAAGAGCUUAUGAAGUCUCAGCUUUUGCAAAACUAUCAGAAUAUCUAAAAACUAAAUUUUGGCUAUUGAAAUUGCAUUUAAACAAAAAAUUUCAAGACGUUGUUUAUUUGAGUUUCGCGAGAAGCAGAAGAUUCUUCAAGUUCUGGUGAAUUUUUAUAGGAUUUAUCUUUGGAGAGACUAUUGCUGACGCUGAGGCACUGCCUGGAGGUGCUGAAUGGACUAUGAAUUUCUUUAUGCAGCCAAAAGUUCAUUGGAUGCUACAAUAUAUUGCAGAAAACACUUCUACCAAAGGGCAUCCUCAAUAUUUAAGGCAUGACAAUUUGCAGCAAUCAAUAGAAAGAAUUAUGGUCCAAGGAAUCGAACAAGAAGAGCUGGACUCUUUAAGCUGGAUUUUAUUAGCAACCCAGUUUGCGUCUAUGCAGGAAGAUGAGUUCAGCUAUUAUUCUUUCCAUUUUGCACAUUUAAAGAACCAUCAGGCUGUCGGAGCGCAUUCUUUGCAGCCAAUUGAUACUAAUGAAGCAGCUAGAAUGUUUACAAAAUAA